This is a messenger RNA of Nanorana parkeri, 2067 nucleotides long. RefSeq names its product paraspeckle component 1 (gene PSPC1). The record is from RefSeq and is a predicted model, not a curated record. NCBI's taxonomy places the organism in Eukaryota, Metazoa, Chordata, Amphibia, Anura, Dicroglossidae. Gene Ontology annotation, cellular component: nucleus. Gene Ontology annotation, biological process: regulation of DNA-templated transcription. The coding region runs from base 25 to 1605 and encodes 526 amino acids. Gene Ontology annotation, molecular function: RNA binding. The transcript has 9 exons.
CCGCUCGCCUGUAAUACACUAAGGAUGGCCAUGGCCAACAGGAACCUGAAGCAAGUGCGCAUCGAGAAGACUGCCACCCCGAGCAGCAGUGCCGACAUGGCGUCCAUGCCGCACCAGCAAAUGGUGACUCCAGGCAAGGGCAUGAAGCGCAGCCUGGACCUGUCCGAGGGAGACCCAUCACUCAUGCCUCCCAAGAUGGAAGAGCGGGAAGAGGAGCGCGGGGUCACCAUUGACAUUAAGAGCUUCUUGAAGCCCGGGGAGAAGAGUUACACCCAGCGCUGCCGCCUGUUCGUGGGUAACCUGCCUACAGACAUCACCGAGGACGAGUUCAAGAGGCUGUUCGAUAAGUACGGCGAGCCCAGCGAGGUGUUCAUCAACAGAGACCGGGGCUUCGGCUUCAUCCGCCUGGAAUCCAGAACUCUUGCCGAAAUUGCGAAAGCAGAACUUGAUGGCAUGGUCCUGAAAAGCAGACCCCUCCGCAUCCGUUUUGCUACUCAUGGUGCAGCUCUAACUGUUAAGAAUCUAUCACCUGUUAUUUCAAAUGAGCUACUCGAGGAAGCAUUCUCCAUGUUUGGGCCAGUCGAGAGAGCUGUGGUUAUUGUCGAUGACCGUGGCAGAGCUACUGGCAAAGGAUUUGUGGAGUUUGCAGCCAAACCUCCAGCAAGAAAAGCCAUGGAGAGAUGUUCAGAAGGAGCUUUCUUACUGACAACGACUCCUCGGCCAGUUAUUGUUGAACCAAUGGAACAGUAUGAUGAUGAAGAUGGUCUGCCAGAAAAAUUUAUGCAGAAGACUCAACAGUAUCUUAAAGAAAGAGAGGAACCCCCAAGGUUUGCUCAGCCUGGAACAUUUGAAUUUGAAUAUGCAUCCAGAUGGAAAGCUUUGUAUGAAAUGGAAAAGCAGCAAAGAGAGCAGGUGGACAGAAAUAUCAGGGAAGCUAAAGAAAAACUAGAGGCUGAGAUGGAAGCUGCUCGUCAUGAACAUCAACUUAUGCUCAUGAGGCAAGAUCUUAUGCGGCGCCAAGAAGAGCUUAGGCGGCUAGAGGACCUGAGAAAUCAGGAGCUUCAAAAGCGGAAGCAGUUUCAUAUGAGGCAUGAAGAGGAGCAGAGACGGCGUGAAGAAGAGAUGAUUCGUCAGCGGGAGCAGGAGGAUCUUAGACGACAGGAAGGUUUUAAGGCAGCUUACAUGGACACUAGAGAACAGGAUAUGAGAAUGGGUGAUAUGGGCGUCCGUGGAGCAAUAAACAUGGGAGAUGCAUAUAAUCCAGCACCUGCUGGUACCCAAGGUCCGCCUCCCAUGAUGGGCAUGAACAUGAACAACCGAGCAACAGUUUCGAGCCCUUCAAUGGGUCCUGGUGCUUCAAUGGGCUCUGAGGGAGCUGCAAGCCUGGGAGCUGCAAUGAUGCCAGAUAAUGGAACAGUGCGCAAUGAUAGAUUCUCCCAGCCAUCUCCAUCACAGAUGGGAACUCCCAUGGUUAACAGAGCAGGAACUGAAGCUGCUCAGCCAGCAAUGGGUGGUGUAAAUGCAGUUGGUGUUGGACCUGGUGGCUAUGGUAGAGGAAGCCAAGGGGGAAACUUUGAUGGAUCUAACAAGCGUCACCGUUAUUAGUGGAUCAUUCUUCUCUGAAUACAUUUAGUAUAAAUUCCAGUGGAAUGCCUUUUUUAUUUUUUAUUCAUUUUUAACAUUGUUUUCUCACUUAUAGCAUUUGUAGAACUUUUUGUUAUGUAACUCCUUCAUUGUGUUUUGAUCAGUAGUAAAAUUCACUAUGCCUCAUUGUGAAUGUUGAAUAUUAUUGUGAUUUAAUCUAUUUGUAACAGUGCUGUAAAAUGUGCAGUUAAAUCACAAUAAAGGAAAAUCUUAUUCUGCUGUGUAAUAAAGCCGUUUUAAAGGUAGGAAUUUGGUGUCUAAACUUGGUAAAUUAAUUUCUUGCAGUAAUACCCUUUUUAUCUGCUGCAAUUUUACUACCUUUUUGAAUGCCAGUUUCCAGAGCAAACUUGUGUUUUCUUUUCCGACUGUACUGCAUGCAGUGUGUCCUCAUGAAGUCCUGCAUGCUGCAUUCAGGGUGCAUUA